Molecule: messenger RNA, 1548 nt
Organism: Pecten maximus
Lineage: Eukaryota; Metazoa; Mollusca; Bivalvia; Pectinida; Pectinidae
Exons: 1
Coding region: 1-1548 (515 amino acids)
Source: RefSeq, a predicted model, not a curated record
AUGUUAGACGGGUAUGAUGUCGGGAAGACACAAUAUCUUGUUAAUGGUUUUAAGGAGGGCUUUCGCAUCCACUAUGAAGGAGGGGACUUUCGCCCAACUUGUCAAAAUCUAAAAUCAGCUAAAGACCUCCCCGGUGUAGUAGAAGAAAAACUUAAGAAAGAAUUGCAGGGUGGACGAAUUGCGGGCCCCUUCAUUAAUUCACCCUAUGAACAAUUCCAUGUUAGCCCUAUAGGUGUUGUCCCUAAAAAAGAACCUGGCAAAUUCCGCAUGAUCCAUCACCUUAGUUAUCCAAAAGGCCUGUCUAUCAAUGAUGGAAUCAGUCCUGCGUCUUCUACAGUACAAUAUGCUACAAUUUCGGAUGCUAUUGGCCAUAUUAAACAACAAGGUCAAAAUUCUUUUUUAGCUAAGACAGAUAUAGAAUCUGCAUUUAGGAUUGUUCCCAUUCAUCCAGAUGAUCGUAGAAUGUUAGGGUUAAUAUGGGAUGGAAAUUUCUAUUUUGACAAAUGUUUACCAAUGGGGUUAUCAGAAAGCUGCAAAAUUUUUGAAGAACUCAGUACUGCUUUAGAAUGGGUGGCCUAUUCAAAACUCAAAGCCCCAUCAGUGGUUCAUGUUUUAGAUGAUUUUCUGUUCAUGGCCACCACAAAAUCAGAGUGCAUGGCCAUACUUCAAAACUUUCAGGAUAUGUGUUCUUAUAUUGGUAUCCCAUUAGCCCCAGAUAAGACUUUUGGCCCAGAACAGGUAUUGCCAUUCCUGGGGAUUACCCUAGAUACAACAAAAAUGGAAGCUAGGCUCCCUCAGGAUAAAUUGGACCGUUGCAGAGACUUAAUAACAUCUUUUAAAACCCGUAAAAAGGUCACAUUAAAAAAUCUACAGUCUCUCAUUGGUACGUUACAGUUUGCCACUGCAGUUGUUUUGCCAGGUCGUGCCUUCCUACGUCGUCUCAUUGAUAUAACGAUUGGGAUUCAAAAGUCAUUUCAUCUUGUCCGCCUUCCAAAGUCUGCUAAAGCUGACCUCAUCAUGUGGGAAGAAUUUUUACAAUCAUUCAAUGGUUCUCAAUUUUUCCUAGAUGAUAGGUGGAUGCUAAGUGAUAGUAUCAAUUUUUUCACAGACUCCUCUUAUUUGGGCUUUGGGGGGAUGUUUGGAAACAAUUGGUUUUACGGUACCUGGGUCAUCAAAGUUCAAGAACAAAAAGUAAAUAUAGCCAUUCUAGAGCUUUAUCCCAUUGUGUUGGCAAUCCUAGCUUGGGGGGACCAGUUAAAACAUAAGUGUAUUCGAUUUUUCACGGACAACCAGGCUUUAGUUCCAGUGAUCAAUAAACAAUCAUCACGAGACCCAAUUCUCAUGAGGCUUGUACGCAAACUAGUACUGUCAUGCCUCAAUUAUAACAUUCUCUUUAAAUGUGUUCAUAUAAGAGGUCACGACAAUUCGCUAGCUGAUGCCUUGUCUCGUUUGCAGGUCGAGAAGUUCAAAAAAUUAUGUCCCUCAGCCUCCCCAGAGCCAACGCAAGUACAGUCUCUAUUGGACCAGGAACUUUACCUACUACCUUGA